Messenger RNA from Alligator sinensis (Chinese alligator), 1780 nucleotides. RefSeq names its product potassium channel subfamily K member 9-like. The coding region runs from base 1 to 1710 and encodes 569 amino acids. The transcript has 4 exons. Gene Ontology annotation, cellular component: membrane. Gene Ontology annotation, molecular function: neuropeptide receptor activity. Gene Ontology annotation, biological process: G protein-coupled receptor signaling pathway. The record is from RefSeq and is a predicted model, not a curated record. Lineage: Eukaryota; Metazoa; Chordata; Crocodylia; Alligatoridae.
AUGUCUGGGAAGACAGUUGAUCAGCUGGGCAACGGGCUGGGGCUCUGCAACCUGUGCGCGAAGGCGCGGCGGCGGAGCUGGAGCCCCCUGGGCCUGCUGCUCUGCAACCUGGGGGUGGCCGACCUGCUCUACGUGGUCACCCUGCCCUUCCUGGUGGCCUACUACCUGCAGGGCAGGACCUGGCUCUUCGGCAGAGGAAUGUGCAGGCUGACCCGCGGCCUCUUCCACCUCAACCUCUACGCCAGCAUCGGCUUCCUGACCUGCAUCAGCAUCCAGCGCUACCGGGGCAUCGUCUACCCGCUGAAGGUGCGGGGCAGGGGCCAGGCCCUGGGCCCUUCCCUUUUCCUCUGUGCAGUGGUCUGGGGCUGGGUCAUCCUCCAGGUGUCUCCUGAUUUCGCCUUCAGCAAGAUGGAUCCCAAUGGGACACGGUGCCACGAUACGACAGGGAAUGAAAACCUGGGCAGAUACCAGCUCUACAUCCUGGCCAUCACCGUGACGGGGUUUGUCAUCCCCUUUCUCAUCAUCCUCGGAUGCUACUGCCACGUGGUGGUGGUUCUCUGCAGGAAUGGGAACAUUGACCCCAGCAUCAGAAGGAAGUGCAUCAAACUGGCGGUCCUUGUGAUGGUCCUCUUCUCCGUCUGCUUCCUCCCGUAUCACAUCUUCAGGAACCUCAACCUCUUGUACCGAACCUGGCAACACCAGGGGUUCUGCUCCCCGUCUUCAGGAAGCGUCUAUGUUUCCUACCAGUGGAAGUUCGCCGGCUCCUUCUACUUCGCCAUCACCGUCAUCACCACCAUCGGUUAUGGGCAUGCUGCUCCCGGCACAGAUGCUGGCAAAGUUUUCUGCAUGUUCUAUGCAAUCCUUGGCAUCCCCCUCACCCUGGUUAUGUUCCAAAGUCUUGGGGAACGCAUGAACACAGUCGUCCGGCUGCUGCUGAAGAAAAUUAAGAAGUGUCUGGGCAUGAAGACCACUAAAGUCUCCAUGGAAAACAUGGUGUUGGUUGGCUUCCUCUCCUGCAUGGGCACACUGUGCAUUGGAGCAGCCGCCUUCUCCUAUUUUGAAGGCUGGACCUUUUUUCAUGCUUAUUACUACUGCUUCAUAACCCUGACCACUAUUGGGUUUGGGGACUUCGUGGCUCUGCAGAAGAACGAAGCUUUGCAGAAGAAGCCACCCUACGUGGCUUUCAGCUUCAUGUACAUUUUAGUUGGUCUGACAGUGAUUGGAGCCUUCCUUAACUUGGUCGUGCUUAGGUUUUUGACCAUGAACUCAGAAGAUGAGAGACGAGAUGCAGAAGAGAGGGCAUCGCUGAGGAGAGCCAGGAACAAUGUCCACCUGAAAGAAGACAGUAAGAGCAGAAAUGCUAUUUUUCUACCCAUAGAAGACAGGACGAGCCAGAUGAACCUCAUCCCGUUGAUCCAGGAAGACACUGACAGACAGAGGCGCCAGUCUUCAAAUUCUGCAACCAGGGUCCCUUCCUUCUGCACGUGCCUGUGUUACAGACCUCGGCUGUGUGGAAGCCCUGCACCCUCCCAUCCCGAGACCCUCAGCUGCCACACCAACCCCGUGUACUAUAAUUCCAUUUCUUACAAAAUUGACGAGGUUUCCCUGAGCACCAGGGAUCAAACUGGGUUCUCUUCCCCAGGGAGCACCUUAUCCUCCAACAGCCCCAGCUGCAGGGGUCACUCCCACCUCCGGAGGAAAUCUAUCUGAAGAGGGAAUUUUUACUCUGAACUGUAUUCUGCUCCUGCAGUCAUAUUUUGAUGAUAAAUUAUUAACUGAG